Messenger RNA from Pistacia vera, 2433 nucleotides. RefSeq names its product serine/threonine-protein kinase WNK8. The transcript is spliced from 7 exons. Gene Ontology annotation, cellular component: cytoplasm. Gene Ontology annotation, biological process: protein phosphorylation; intracellular signal transduction. Lineage: Eukaryota; Viridiplantae; Streptophyta; Magnoliopsida; Sapindales; Anacardiaceae. Bases 386 to 2290 code for a protein of 634 amino acids. Gene Ontology annotation, molecular function: protein serine/threonine kinase activity; ATP binding. The record is from RefSeq and is a predicted model, not a curated record.
UUAGGUUUAAUUAAAUCACUUCUCCUUCUGAAAGCACAGAAUCACAGAAUUUUUUAUUUUUGUUUAAAAAAAAAUGGUAUGAAGAUGAAGAUAUCAAAUUGCGAUCGAAGUUCAGGAAUGGAAUUGAAAUCUUCGGAACGGGAAAUGCAUUUGUACGACACCGUUUGCCGGUUCAGAUUUGGAACGGCAUUCGAUUCUUAUUAUGUGGCUUGUGAGGCUUUCUCUGAACAACAGCAUCUCCGCCUCUCGUCUUCGGUUGCUAUCGGAGUCAAAAUUAAAAACCUCCUUUAAUACUUUGUUUUUUUUUUUUUUUUUGCUUUUAAUUUUCGUUUGUGUGUUGUGGACUUUCGUGUCUGUGUUUGUGCUUUUUUAAUUUUUUGUAAAAAUGAAUUUCGAUUCGGGUCGGGGGAAAUCGGUGGCGGAAGAUGGUGAAUUCACGGAGAAGGAUCCAUCGGGUCGGUAUGGUCGGUACGAUGAAAUCUUGGGGAGAGGAGCAUUCAAGACUGUUUAUAAGGCAUUUGAUGAGGUUGAUGGGAUAGAAGUUGCUUGGAACCAAGUGAAUAUUGAAGAUGUACUGCAGUCACCUGAUCAGCUAGAAAGAUUAUAUUCAGAGGUUUAUCUUCUCAAGUCUUUGAAGCAUGAAAAUAUCAUCAAGUUCUAUAACUCUUGGGUGGAUGAUAAGAACAAAACUAUUAACAUGAUAACGGAAUUGUUCACUUCUGGGAGUUUAAGACAAUAUCGUAAGAAGCAUAAGAAUGUCGACAUGAAAGCGAUCAAAAACUGGGCAAGGCAGAUUCUUCGAGGUUUACACUAUUUGCAUAGUCAUUGUCCUCCUAUCAUUCAUCGAGAUUUGAAAUGUGACAAUAUAUUUGUCAAUGGAAAUAAUGGAGAAGUCAAAAUCGGAGAUCUUGGGUUGGCAAUUGUCAUGCAGCAGCCUACGGCUCGAAGUGUUAUUGGCACUCCAGAAUUCAUGGCACCAGAGCUUUAUGAAGAAGAAUACAAUGAACUUGUUGAUAUAUACUCUUUUGGCAUGUGCAUGUUGGAGAUGGUUACUUGUGAAUAUCCAUACAAUGAGUGCAAAAAUCCUGCACAAAUAUAUAAGAAGGUUACCUCUGGUAUAAAGCCUGCUUCUCUUGGUAAAGUGAAUAACCCCCAGAUUAAGCAAUUCAUAGAAAAGUGUCUUGUCCCAGCAUCCUUACGAUUGCGUGCCGUGGAGCUCUUGAAAGAUCCCUUCCUUGCCUGUGAAAAUCCAAAGGAGCAUGUUUGUAAUCCCCUGCAACUACCAAAUAUUGUUCCCAUGGAAAUGAACUUGCCCCAAUCUGAAACUCAUCCUAUGGACAUAGACCUUAACUAUAAGAAGCUUUCUGAUAGCUCUUUCGCAAAAAGCAAUAAUGACACUCGAUUUUUAACUCUAGAACUUCAGCAGUUUACUGAGAACAAGGAAUUCAGACUGAGAGGAGAGAAAAAUGAUGAUAAUACAAUUUCAUUUACCCUACGCAUUGUUGAUAGAAGUGGUCACGUGAGUAAUAUCCAUUUUAUUUUCUACCUUGAUUCUGAUACUGCAAUUUCGAUAGCUGAGGAGAUGGUUGAACAACUUGAUUUGUCACAUGAAGAUGUGGUUUCUAUAGCCGAGUUGAUUGAUAACUUGAUAGUCAAGCUGGUGCCGAGUUGGAAUCCUUCAUCUUGUAGUGCUUCUAGUUUGCAGAACAGUUCAUGCAAUGGUUGUAGCGUUCUGCAAAACAAUUUAAUGUUGUUGAAGUGCUUGAGGGAUUCAGAAGAGUCAAUUAAGGCUUUUGCAGAGGCAGUUAGUGAUAAAGGUGUCCCCUCAAAGUUGGGCAUUAUGAAAUAUCAAGACACUCAAGAAUCUUUCAGUUCAGGUGUAUCUACUGAAUUUGAUGUCUCAAUCACCUCAGCUCCCAGUACCGACAAAUCUUUCAGACAUGAAUUCCAUAAAGGUUCAAAUACAUUUGGUUUCAGUUCGCAUGAUUCAGUUUAUGAUAAAACUGAUGGGAUAAAUGUUGGUGAAUCUAUUUUGAUGAACCGGUCCAUGCAGAACUCUGAGACAUCCUUCAUCGAUUCAUGCUCUGACAUAUCAAAAGUUCCAAGCUCGUCGAGCAUCUCCUCUCCAUCGCUAUCAGAGAAAGAUCAUCUGUGUUCUGAGCUAAAGAUGGAGCUUGAUGCAAUCGCCACACAAUAUGACCAGUCUUUGCAGGAACUGCUGAGGUUGAGGGAGGAAGCAAUGGAAGAUGCCAGAAAGAGGUGGAUUACAAAGAAUAUGUCUGUUAUUUGAUGUACUAAAAUUUCACUCGUUAUGAUUUUUUUUUUUUUUUUGACAUAUUUUGAUUCAGUUGUUGUCUUGUUGCUGGUAUUUCCUUGUGACUGUUAGAUUGGAAAUAAGGCCAUUCUUCAACAGAUUCUUUUCAUUUGGUUUCA